AUGAAUCGGUCUGUCGAGAGUCUCCGUCGUCAGCAACGCAUAAUUGUUCAUACAGAGCGCGCCAGCAGAGCCAGGCUCCCAUCCGGACGCCACCUGCGUGGUAUAUCGCGAUGGACCCUGCGGUUCAAGCCGGUCCUAGAUCGCCGAGACCACGAGGCUCUUCUUUUCGCUACCAACGUGCUGUUCCAAAUCGGGCAUCAAAGCCACGUCCCGUCCGUAGAAGACCAGUUGCAGGUCCUUCGGGAUCCCCAAGUCAGCCAAAACCGCCCAACUUUGGCAACAGUCCAUCCAGAAUCCGAGGUCACCCUCUGUCGGCCAUGGCGGAUCCUGGCCACACCUUUCAGCACCGCGAAUCGGUGGCAUCCCACGAGAGAAGAUUCGGAGUUGCUGAUCCACAGCUCUCUUCUUCCGUAUGAGGAACAGUUCCAAGCUGUUGGUCUAGCAGUGACUUCUGAACAGCAGCGUCGGAAGUCGCCGCCCAAACCGUCUCCCAAAAAGGACACGAAGACGAAGAAUCCACCAGACAUCGAAGCAGAGCCAAUCUCGAAUCGCUCUAGGGACACCAGAAAACAAGCUGAACCAGGCCACCUUCAGCUUAAUGGCUUGAGGAGCGCUUCAACAAGCUCAUCCGAUUCAUCAACUUCUGGUACGCAGGUUGCCUUUGCACAGCCAGGCGCCUGGGAGCUCGCCUUUAUCGACGAAGUUCCCGCCAAGAAGGAAAGUUCUACUUCGAGAUGUUGUAACCUACCUUGCUUCCAAAAUACGAGAGACCAAUCGAUCGACAUGCCAACGGGUCGGCUACCUCCCGCUCCGACGCCGACAACAAUUGACACGCCAAACAAGAUAUUGGCAAAGUGGGAACCAGUCUACCCCCAGAAGACAGAGGCGCUACAGGGCUGGCGUAAGUCGAGCUCUAUAAUCGUCGGCCAAAUCGUUGCUGACUCUUUCGAAGGUGAGAAAGCCUCUCGAGAUGUUCGAGCCAAAACAUGGCACGGCAACACGGCACAGCGUCCAUCAACCUAUCGGCCACUCAGGGAGGCUCCCCCUUCUCGCAACGAGACAGAAGCACCAAGUCCCAAAAGCAAGUCUCCAAGGAAAGCGGUACCUCAUGACUUGAAGGACGAUAAACCACCCAUACCUCCAAGGGCCCAAGCUCGUAUCGAUCGUUCGAGGAAGCAAUCAAAGGCGCCAAAGCUCGAAUCUUCAGCCCCUAAGGGGAUACGUAAGGAGUCUCAGCAAAACGUGUUUUCAGAUCAGGAAAACUUCCCACCAGGAGAUAAAGCCCUUCCUGUCAUAGCCAAAAGACCAGUGAAAGCCACCGUAUUAUCAGAGUCAGACGAGAACACGGUCGAAGUACAGGCUCAGGAGUCAUACAACACCAAAAUCUCCACAGGAUCGAAACAGCCAGCUGGCGUUGUAGACAAGCCUCUCAGGGUUUCGAUCAGGCAGCCUGAACGCAAGGCUAAGGAAAAGGCCGCUCUUCUGAACAAGCCUACACAAACGGAUUUUGAGCAUCCGCCAAUUUUCCAAUCUGGGAGGAUGUUCAGAAGCCUACCGGGACCCGCAACAGAAGUGGAAAGAAGAGAACGGUCGGCUCAGACGAGUCGCGGAACUAUCACACCUAACCCUGCUCUACCGUCCACAUGGAAACUGACCUUGAGCUCGUCCUCGUCACUUGAAGUAGCCAUGGAAGCCGCUUCACGGGAAAUGGAGAUGCAAGAAGCCAGGCGAUCCAGGCAUGAGACACUCAGAGGACAAGACUUGGAGGCAGAUGCACAAGCUAUUCCCUACAUGGCUGCAGAAGCCGAACAUGACGAGCCACUCCCAGAGCCCGUUGACGAGGAAGCUCCCUUACCCUCAGCUGAACAACCCGAAGAGGGACGAGAACCGCUGCGAGGUAGUGAUAACUCGGACCCCAAGGAGCAGGACGACAAAGACAUUGAUGACAGAGAUGUUUUGCGAGGUCUCCACAUCGCCAUAUCGGCUGCUUGUAACGAAGAGGUCGACGCAUGGAUCCGACAAAAGACGGGUGUGCGCAUUCGUCGAUUCUUAGCAGACUUGAAGGCCUUUGAAACGCUGGGUGAAGAGGCCCAACCGGAUCCAGCCAAAGAGCGCGCGAGGAACAGGAGAGCCGACUCGAGGAAACUCAAGGCACAGAUUCGACAAUCUAAAGCUGCCAGGGAAGCAAGAGCAGCAGCACAGUGA
Molecule: messenger RNA, 2205 nt
Organism: Colletotrichum costaricense
Lineage: Eukaryota; Fungi; Ascomycota; Sordariomycetes; Glomerellales; Glomerellaceae
Exons: 3
Coding region: 1-2205 (734 amino acids)
Source: RefSeq, a predicted model, not a curated record